AUGAUUUCAGUUACAACCCAAAGGAAUACCAAUGUCACAAUUCACUGGCUAAAACUCGCUCAAAAACGCCCUAUAUCCUUUCCAAGAAUUGAGGCCUCUGAAAUCGAGGAUAUGAUCCGCUUAAGAUCAGUGAAAAAGGAUGAAGAUGAAAUAGACAUCCGACUAGCCGAACUUGAACCCCGAGUAAAGCCGCCAAAAUGCCCUUGGGUUCCACCCUGCAAACCAGCUUUUGGGUCUAAGAUACAGAGAAUUACUGGACCUGAAAUUAUAACUAGUGUGCCACCACCCGGCACUUAUAAUCCCAAUGAGUCCAUAUGUAAACGAAAUAAAUUUCAAAAAAGUGAACCAUGGAGUCUCACGUCACCUCUACCAACCAAUCAAAAGGCUAACUCAAGAAUUAGGCCAACAAGCACAAGACCAUCCUAUUAUAAAUUAAAGUCUCCGCUUGAAACCGAUUUGGAGAAUCUUGCGAGAAGAUCCCAUUCAUUUGAUGCCUACAAACUAGACCGAUCGAUGCAUACGCAACACGGAUAUUUCGCAGCCCCGAAACAACAAACAGAAUUUCGAGAUGUACCGACUUUUGUAGAUCUACUUAAUAACAAUGCUAAUAAAAAGAAAGGAAUUUUCUUGAAAGCGGAACGGUUUCCAAAGAAGUAUGGGGAAAGAAUUUGCCAAAGUGAACCGAGUUAUAAUGUAGAUAAGGAGAUUGACACAUCACCAGGUCAAUACAAUAUCGGAGCGGCAGAUUGGAAAAUGUGCGAACUGAAAUCAUCUUCGAAAAUACCAUUUGGAAGCCAUGGUAAUAAUGUUAUUACACAAAAACAAUACAACCAACAAAUUGGAAAUAUGACACCAUAUACGGGGCCAGGAAGAUAUGACCCAUUUAAGUAUGAAAAGAAAGCAAAUAAAGAACGAUAUGUCGACAUGGCAAAGAGAACGGGGAGGGACUCAAAUCUCUGGAUGGACGUGGUACUACGGGAACGUAUGCGGCCAAAGAAAGAAGCCAAUGACUACCCGCAUUAUAGCAGAGAUAAUUUGAUCAUGAAAUAUCAUCCACCCGGCAUUUACGUGAUCUCGUCGAUUGAUGAUCCGAAUGUCUGGAAUGGAAUAAUUUCUGUUCGGAAAGGCUACUAUUGUGGUGGUUCAUUCCCAUUCAAAGUGGAAAUUCCCGAUGAUUUCCCCUCCUCUCAACCUCCUAAAAUUUUCCUUGCACGCAAUUUUUAUCAUCCUUACGUGCAUCCAGCUACCGGAGAACUGGACUUGGGCCCUGAGUUUGAGAAAUGGGUCCCUGGUAGCUCGCAUAUUUAUCACAUUUUACAUUACUUCCGAUGUGUAUUUAAUGAUCUUUCAAUUGAGUCGGUGGGCUCCAACAACGCUAAGAAAUUUGCGAAUCCGGAAGUUGCCCAGUCUUUCUUAUCGGAGCAUGAGAAAUUUGAGAUCCGGGCAAGAACGUAUGUUGAGGAUCAUUCCCUUUGGUCAUCGACAGAUUCCACCUCAACUGAUUCACAUCUUAACUCCCUGAGUGUUAUUGGGUGGCAAAAUGAUAACUUGAUGUCGACUAUUCGAGAUAAGAUUUUGAAUUCUUCCCAACCCUUCAAAAACUGCCCAUGUUGCAGUGAUACUGUUUCGCGAGGCUACUCUUGGAUCGAUCCUUCUAAAAUGACCCUUUUCUCACCCCGACUACUGUGCAAUGAAAAAUCGGACUAG
This is a messenger RNA of Rodentolepis nana, 1707 nucleotides long. Lineage: Eukaryota; Metazoa; Platyhelminthes; Cestoda; Cyclophyllidea; Hymenolepididae. The record is from the annotation of a GenBank genome assembly.